This is a messenger RNA of Geodia barretti, 861 nucleotides long. NCBI's taxonomy places the organism in Eukaryota, Metazoa, Porifera, Demospongiae, Tetractinellida, Geodiidae. The record is from the annotation of a GenBank genome assembly.
UUUGCACUUCAGUGCUUUUCAUUUUUUGGAACCCAUUGAUCCAGUGAUUCCACUGGCUAUAAGAUCAACUUGGAAAACAGUGACGGUCACAUUAGUAGCGAGAGUGUUGUUGGAGGUAAUACUAGCAGUUGGAGACUCACUGGGCUUCAAAAUGGACAAACCUACAUCAUAUCUAUUGUAUCUACUAAACAAGGCCUAUCGAGCAAUGCCACAUGUUAUGAAGUCAUAAUAUUGAAGCAGGUGUUGGUGUCAGUGAGCUCCAUAACAGCCACCUCCAUCUCCCUCUCCUGGAGUGUGUCCAGUUGGAGGGUGGCCAGUUGGGAGGUCGUCUGGAGACCCACUGACAGAGGCACUGAGAGCACCAGUGGCCCUCUGUCUGGCACUACCUACACCAUCCACCAGUUGGAUCCCUCCACUAUCUACACACUCACUGUCAGAGCCACUAAUGCAGUUGGAACCACCGACAGCACUACCAUACUUUUCUCCACCGUUCCCUAUAACUGUGAUUGUAAGAUGGCCACUGAGCUGGAGUCACUCAAUUCUAGCAUCAACUUCCAUUCCUUUGAAAGUGGUAAUACCGCAGCAAUUUCCGGUGCAGUGGUAAUACCAGUUGCUGUGAUACUGACCACAACAGCUGGUGUGGCAGUUAUUGUAGUGGUGUUGGCAAAGAAUAACAGAAACACAAAAAUGAAAACUGGGCAAGAUGGGAGAGAGGGUGAUUAUGAUGCAGUUCCUUUUCCACGUGAGGGCACUGGCUCCUUCCAGCCUAGCACUGCUGCUGCUGAAGACUCUGUUGUCUAUGAGACUGUUUGAUAUGUGGAUGCGUUUUUUGUCAUCAUCCACAGCAUAAUGAAAAAGCAC